AUGCACCCCAUCACAGGACACGGCGGAAACGCAGCAAUCGAGGACUGCGCCUAUCUAGCGAACCGUCUUCAGGACCUUCUCGAACGUGGGCAGACUCCAACAUACUCACAACUCCAAGACAUCUUCUACGAGCUGCAGGAAGAACGUCGGCCGAGGACCGAGUUCCUAACGAAAGGCGCGCACCGGCUGGCACGGUUAGAGUCGUUUGGCACCCCGGUUUUAAAACAAGUCAUGCUGCAUAUCUUUCCCCGGGUUCCGUGCGAAAAUAUCCUGGCUGGAUUGGCGGAAUCAAUGACGCAGGGAAAACCGCUCAUGUACCUGCCGCUUCCCCAAAGGGCUAAACGUCUAACGCCCUACGACGAUGAGGUGGCAGUCACUCCAAAACGCCGAUCAGCAUUGUCGUCGUACACCUGGGUCCUUUUGUUUCUUCUAGCUGGUUCGCUGCGCUACUUGUUACCUCUAGAUGCCACAAGCAGCCAGAAUCCCGCCAAUCUUACAGAAUCCGCCUCCUGGCGACACUACGAGGGUAGGACAUAUUUCUGCAUCAGCGCUAUUUGGACCGUCGAAUCGUAUCGAUCAGCACUAUCCCUGGGCCCUCUCCUGACUCCGAUCCCAUGGAUGCUGCUAUCUGAAUACAUUGGCUGGCACAUCGCUGUGUCCCUCUACUCUGCUCUGUGGGUUCUCGGUACUCGGUAUCGUGGCUUCUACCACCCGUGGCCGCGCGCCGUUCCUCUGGCUGCUGCAGAGGCCCUUCUCAUCGCACUCCCGGUUGCGUUGUGGGGUUCGGUUAUCUUCAAGGACAUUGCUCUCGGUGCCUUUACCCUCUAUCGUGGGGCCGCUCCGUACAUACUCCUUCCGGUCCUCACUUCACUGCUCAGCUACGUCUUCAAGCGUGACGGGACGCGUUGGGUACCAGCCCUGCAGUGGGGAAACCGUGAUAUCAGCUACACCUCACCAUUCUUCUCUCUCAUAUUUAUCGACGUUGGGAUUUCUCAUAUCAGCUUCGUCAUGAACGAUCUAAUCCCGGUUCUGGGUGCCUACACAGUGUCUCUCCCAGAUGAAGUGGUGGGGUUCGUGUCUAUCACCCUGCUCAUCAUGCUCUGGCUGCUAUUCACAGCAUGGGACCUUCACCGGGUCAAGAUCCUCAACUGGGCUCUGGGCCGUGCAGGACUGUAUAUCGUUCUGGGACUCGCCCUCGUCGGCCCUGGAGCCACACUAAUCGCCGCGUGGUGGGCAAGGGAGAAAGUUUGGGAAAAGUCUCGUCAGAGAAUCUCGGACGCCCGGUACGCUGGGGCUGCCCCACAACUCAAAUAG
Molecule: messenger RNA, 1314 nt
Organism: Aspergillus calidoustus
Lineage: Eukaryota; Fungi; Ascomycota; Eurotiomycetes; Eurotiales; Aspergillaceae
Source: the annotation of a GenBank genome assembly